AUGGUCGUCGCCACGAUAAAAUGUGUCGUGGUCGGUGACGGUGCAGUGGGCAAGACAUGCCUUCUCAUAAGUUACACCACCAACAAAUUCCCGUCGGAAUACGUGCCGACUGUCUUCGACAACUAUGCGGUUACUGUUAUGAUCGGCGAUGAACCCUACACCCUCGGACUCUUCGAUACUGCUGGACAAGAAGACUACGACCGCUUACGACCUCUCUCCUACCCCCAAACCGACGUCUUCCUCGUCUGCUUCUCCGUCACCUCACCCGCGUCCUUCGAGAACGUCCGAGAAAAGUGGUUCCCCGAAGUACACCACCACUGCCCCGGUGUGCCAUGCCUGAUAGUCGGGACACAGACAGAUCUGAGAGACGACGCGCAGGUAAGGGAAAAGCUGGCCAAGCAGAAGAUGCAGCCAGUGAGGAAAGAGGACGGCGAGAAGAUGGCGAAGGAGCUUGGCGCGGUCAAGUACGUCGAGUGCUCGGCACUGACGCAGUUCAAGCUCAAGGAUGUGUUUGAUGAGGCUAUCGUGGCAGCUCUCGAGCCUCCUACUGUCAAAAAGCCCAAGCGAAAGGGCAAGGGCUGCAUUUUGCUAUAG
This is a messenger RNA of Zasmidium cellare ATCC 36951, 594 nucleotides long. RefSeq lists its product as uncharacterized. The transcript has 4 exons. The record is from RefSeq and is a predicted model, not a curated record. NCBI's taxonomy places the organism in Eukaryota, Fungi, Ascomycota, Dothideomycetes, Mycosphaerellales, Mycosphaerellaceae. Gene Ontology annotation, biological process: small GTPase-mediated signal transduction. Gene Ontology annotation, molecular function: GTPase activity; GTP binding. The coding region runs from base 1 to 594 and encodes 197 amino acids.